Molecule: messenger RNA, 12715 nt
Organism: Amoebophrya sp. A120
Lineage: Eukaryota; Dinophyceae; Syndiniales; Amoebophryaceae
Source: the annotation of a GenBank genome assembly
GAAACUGUGAGGUCAAGAACCUCUAGUCAGGAUCAGGAAGGAGCUGGUAAUAGUGGAACAGUAGGAAUAACUACGCAUUCGCAGCAUGGACUAGCGCAAGAACAACACGAGGACCAAAGUUCUUCUGUGGCUUUUCCAACUGCGACCGAAAAUGAAGACGAGCUGUACAACUUCGGGACGAGAACUAAUACUAACAGCCAGAACUUGGUGAGAAACGACCUUCACAGCGGCGCUCGUACGGGACGAUUGUUCUUACCACCUGCCCGUCCUGUUGCAGCGAGUUCUAGCUCGGCCGCAGCAGAAGUCGCACAACAACUACCCCAAGCACUAUCACCAGACCGCUCUUCCGAGAACAACCGGAGUCGGCACGCUAUCGUACCGGCCCAAGCUGUGGAUAACGAGGCAGGUGACUGGUUCAAUCCGUUUGUGAAGUCAAAGGAGACGAGUGUCAGUAAGAGCAGUGACAGUAGUUGUGACAAAUCAUCUGGCGAUAUCGCACAUAGUAAACUGCAGAAAGAUGAAACAGAAUUUCUGGACACUGAAGAAGAUUACUCGAACACCAUCACUGCGGGUUCUCGUGCAGGAGUAAAUCAAGCAGGACAACUACAACAUCAAAGGACAACUACAAAUACAAUCUCUGCUGCUGCCGUUCCGAAGAACCAUAUCAACCAAAACGUUCAACCAAUUGCGAGUGCCACAGGACCACGAGCAGCAGCAUCGUCACCGACCAAUCAAUCUUCGUCAUCUGCCGCGGCGCAUGAUCCUCGCGUUGGGAAUCUACUAGACCCGCAACAGCAGGUGCAGCAAUCGAGCAGCGCAACGAGCGGCGAAGAAGACCUCGUCCACAUCAGAGAAGAAACGCCUUUGAGCCGCAACGCGGUUUCGAAGCAUCCCAGUUUUGCGUUAGCUCCGCAGAGUCGGAGUGUAGUAAAUACAACAGCUCUUGUACUUCCUAUCACAGCGGCAUCAAAUUUUGCUGGUGCAUCUUCCACAGCAGCAAAUCCCGCUGUACUACUCCUCGCCGCAGCCGCUCCUGCGUUAGGAGGUGUACAACUACCAACGGGAGGCAAAGGCGGCCAAGUCGUGGCUACUGAUACGACCCUAGGAACUUCUGCAUCUUGUUCCCCUAGUGCAGCCACGAAGGGACUAAACCUACAACAACCAUCAAGCUGGACCUCCAAGGGGACAGGGAAAAAAAUGACGGCCGGCUAUAAUUUAACAUCCCCAGCUUUUUCUGUCCAGAACAUUUACCAAUCCCAGCUGGAUACCGAGGAAGAGCGAAAACGCAUCCUACAGUACCAGCAGGCCAUCCGCGCAGAGGAUGAAAGAAGACUCCGGGAAGAAGAGCGGCGGGUUGCCAUUGAAAUGGCGGAAAUCCAAAACAAGGCCUGCCCGGCGCACAUCUACGAGCCGGGGAGCAAUAGACUGCAGUUGGGAGGUGAUGGAGAAGUAUUGAAUCCAGAGCCGGACAGCGAUAUCCUGUGCAAAAGUAUCGUACUCGUAUUGCAAUCAUGCAUUACAAAUCUUUUGCGUAAGGUAAUUCCGCAUUACAAAUUUUAUUUCUCACGCUGAGGAAAUUUGUAAUGCAUUUGUACGAGUACGAUACUUUUGCGGGGCAUAAGCGAGAGGAAGCGCCGGAAAAAAGAUUUGAACGAGCGAGAAAUGCAUGAACUGGAAGAAAAGGGAUUUAUCAGGAGUAAACCGCCAAUGCUGGUGGUGGGCAGCAGCAGCAGUAGUAGUCUUGGUGCCGCCGCGCCGCGGUCGAGUUCCGUGCCGGUAGAAUUACUCUUCUUGAUAUAUGGACUUUAUUUUAUCUUUUUGCUUACAGCGCGAUGUGGUUUUUCAACUUGAUUGAACAUACCAUGGUUGUUGCGUCAGUUGCUUUUGCAGGCUGCAUCAAAGCAUGUGCAUUCUAUUGGGUCACAUCCACAUGGCAACGAAAAUCUUUUUCCUCAAAACGCACAGAUCUCCGCCGCCAGUGCGAAUCUUCUACCGCUCGUCCAAGGUGGCACGACGGACACAGCAGUUGCUGGCAGCCACACGACAACGUCUACCUUAACAACCCGGAUGAACAACCCCCGCGCCUCCCUCGACCGUCGCCCCCCGCGGCUCGACGGAGGUCCGAAGUCCGCGACUCCGGGCCAAAAGUCAUUUGUCGUUUCCAAGCCGAACGGCAAGUCGCCGCUCACAGGACCCGGCCGCGGGCGCGGCAGCGGGCGGAAGAAUUUGAUGAACACAAUGUCCGGAAGUACUAGAGGGAAAGGAUUCGGGAAACAACAACAACAGGAUCUUCAAGGCUUUUCUCCAACACCUAUCAAAAGGAAAAAUCCCCCCUCCCCAUAUCGAAACGAAGUUUCUGAUGCUGGAUUUCCGUACACAAAUCAGAUUUGUCGUGCAGUAGAGGACUGCAGGCAUAUGUCAAGCCUCAGUCGAGAGGUUUUGACGUAGGCGCCUAGCAUGGCAAACGUGUAUGCUCUAAUCUAAACAGCAUCACAAACCGCCUGCAAAAUGCAGGGCGCUCUCUGGACUUGCCUUCUUGCAAGACAGACAGGAUUUGAGGUCACAAAUGCGCAUCGUAAAUUUUCAGACGGAUAAGUUUUCAAUAUGGGGAGGGGGGAUUUUUCCUUACGAUAACACCGCACUUGCGGUCGUUCUCUUCGCCGGGCGUUGGGAAAGGUGAGGUGUAUGCAUUGCAAAUAUGAUGUCUGGGUCUGUAAUGGUGCAAGGUCUGAUGCUGUCUCUGGAUUCUAAAAAAAUCUGUGUUGCAUGACCGGCAGGAGGAUUGCAGUUUGUACGACGUGGGGAUGACAUUUGUCAUGCGGGAUAGGCAUCAGGAAGCCCUUACAAAAUCUGUGACGCUAGGUCACGCAUUACAGGCAUCAUAGGUCAUGCAAAAUAUGCAUGACAAACCUGGCAGUCAUCCAGACCGAGACAUAUUUGCAUUUCAUAACGUGAUGCGGUCUACUACUUCGCCACUUCCGGGUUUGUUCCCGGAGAUCCCACCCGGUGGGUACCUGACGGUUUACUCGCCAGACGGAGUGGCCGUGAAAUCGUGGGAGAUCGUGAAGCCGAGUACUGCGGACGAGUGGGAUGGGUAUACUUGUUUUAAUAUUGUGAUUUUGUUUCAUCUUUUACUUUUGCCAAGCAUGUAGUAUAAUCCUGAUUGUGAAUGAUGUGCGAUGUUUUUCUGAAGUAUGGUAGCACCAAAAGAAAGGAAGUUUUGUUGUCGAUGAAAGUCGAAAAGGUCGUUUUUGCAGCGAUAGGCGUGGUGAAAAUGUCAAGACUUCUGUAGCAGUAGGCAUGAUGGGUCCUCUUUACUGCGCUGUGCUGAGCCCCUGUUGUAACUACGAAAAAAUUGCGAUAGCGAUAUAUCAUGUAGUUGUCGUUGCUUUGGCGCCGGACGACGGAUUUCCUUGUAGCCAAACCAAGAUCUCUCCUUGUCGCUUUGAUUCUGCCAGAUGAUCCUUGCCGCUGCACCUGUUUUCUUCUAAGCGCGCUUUCUUUUGCCAUUUCAACAAUACCUCAGCUUGAUUUGCUGUUAGAACCUUUCGUCUCGAAGUAGUGAAACAGUGACUAAGUUGGUGGAGGUUGAUGUGUAGGGUGAGUUGUGAGGAAGUAUGUGAAAGACGAUCAGUAGUAAAGCUUUACGUACCAGGUUCUUUUUAUUUCGACAUCAAGAGGAGACAGCAUAAUUUUACCCAGCGACACCACGAUCGCAUGACAGCAGUCCUGUCGAGCGCUGGGCAGCUGCAGGCUGCUGUGAUUGGCAGGACUACUGCCACUGCUAGUACUAUCGCUGACAGCGCUAGUACGAGCGCAACAGCAAGAACUGUUGACACGACAAGUUGUGCCAGUUCUUGCGCAGCUGCGAAUAUUAAAGCAACUGAUGUGAAUCUCCUGUCCGAUUUGAUCGAUAGCCUCCAGCUCAGCAAGAGUCUCAGGCCUAGAAAUCUGAAAUCCCCCAUGACCUCCACCGAUGUGUUGGUGACAGCCGCAGCAGUUGUGCAGCCAGUAGAACCUGUGCGCCAGGUUGUUGUAGUACCGUCGCUUCCUAGUAGCAGUAGUACAGCAACAUUAUCAACAUUUUCGGGCCCGCCUCAUAGAACUAGUACAACCGGGGAGGUGACGGCUGGUGGUCUUCUUGCCGGCGCACCUGGUGGAGGUUGUACUGGUGAAGACAACAUGGUGCAGCUGGCACAAUAUUCGUCCUCGAAAGCAGCAGCACCCGUUAUAAUUCCCUACGGUAGCAGUUCCGCUAGCGAAACUUGCCAUGCAGAAACAAGUAGACCACCAAGACAGUUGUACCCAAAGCCUGUGGGGAAGAGCGCCAUGCUCAAUUUGGCGAAGCAUUUCAAGGAGUUGAGAACAAACAAACCUUCGUCAAUAAAUUUACAAUCGGACGACCGUAUUGCUCAUCAUCAUCUCCUUGGGGAUGGUACUUCUUCUAGUAUGGCGGCCACAGUCAGCACAUCAGCGACUUUAUCUUCGCUUAACCACCAGCACCAGCGGCCGCCACCACCGGUGCUGCUGAAGGAGAAUGUUUUCAACCAGGAAGGUGAACAUGAUCUGAAAGCAAUUAAAGACCACGGCGAAAAUGUGAAGAUGAUGAUAGUACCCCGUCUCCGCAAUGAAGUAGCAGUAGUAGGAGAACAACAGGCGCUGCCCCCACCUCCAUUACAACCAGAACAACAACAGCAAAAUAGUAGUAAAACUAUGCUGCAUCAAGUGCAGCAAAAUCUGUGCCUGCAGACCAUCUACAGCCAGAAGGAUUUUCUAGAGCCAAACCCCUCGCCUAUACCGAGUAGACCGACAAGCCCGCCGCCAACCUACGAUAAUUCGAUUGUCAGUGUAGUAGAAGUAGUAGAUCAAGAAGAACUUCUAGACCGAAUGAAUUUUGGUUUACAACUAUCCCAAACAAACAGCGCUGUCAUUCCCGGCGAUCAGCAGUUCAAGAUCAAGGACAACAUUUGUCUCAUCGCCGACGUAGAUGAUGUGGAUCCGAAUUUUGAGACAGUGAGGAGAGACAACGAUUUGCUGAAGCAGCAGGAAUUAGAAGACGAGAAAAAACGGGAAGAGGCGCAAAAAGUGAAAGAACGCCUGGAAUUAGAACGAGAAAGGCGGGCGGAAUGGGAACGGGAGCAGGAGGAAUUGCGGGAGCGGGAGAAGUUGCGCAGGGAGCAGAGCCUGGAAAGGCAGAGACAGGCUGCUGCCGCACAGCAGGCCGCAGGCGCUGGUGCUGCUGCGUCGAGUAGUUCCAUCCGUGCCGCGCCCUCCGCCGCGUCUGCCGCAGGAUCGAGUGCUUCCCAGGGACUGGGCGGGAAUAUGCAGAGAUCAUCUUCUUCGCAUGCAGUAGCAUCUGGUCAGCAGGUGUUUCUGGAGCAGACCGAUUCCGGCACCAUGUUUUUCCGAACGGCCUCGGGCCAGAAAGUGUUUCCGAACGUUGCGCCGGGCGGAAAUAGCAGCCGCGGGGGAGGAGAUGAAGGGGGGGAACAGGUACAGGUGAGUUUGUUUUUUGGUUGAUAAGUACAAUUUCUAUUCAGUCGCUUUUCAUCUCUGUGUGGUGUGCAGUUCCUCUUCCCCGUCACCCAUCAUCCAUGAAAUAGCAACAAUAUGCUUCGCAAACGACAUCAGGUUCAAGAGCCGCACGCCCUGGAGGACGUAGACGACGAAGAUCCGGUUGAAAAGAACGACAGUGCCGAGUCCCGCUCGAAAUCCUCCGGUUGCAUCGACGAAGCCAGUGUCAGCCCAGACCAAGGGAAGAACAAGAAGUCGGUCGGGAACAAUAAACCAGCUGCGAGUAGUUCCUCGAGUUCGGUACAGCCGCAAGCGCAAAUGCAGAGCCGAGGCAGAGGAAGCGCAGUCACGACUGCGAGUGCGGGGGACCAGCAAGUGCCAGUGUUGGAGGACCACGCGGACGAAAAUCAGCGGACCACUUCCCGGAAGAGGUCUUCUCUCCAAAGGCAGAUAUGGAUUGCAAAUAUGUCUGGGUCUGGAAGAGCCAAACUUGUGAUGCUGCAUUUGCAUGCUAAAACAAUCUGUAUUGCAUGAGCAGCAAGAGGAGUCAAAUUUGGCUACGCAGAGAGGGCAUUUGUCAUGCAGGAUGCGCAUCGAUAGGCAAGGCGCUCCAAAAAUCUGUGAUGCUAUGGCAUACAUCACAGACAUCAUGGAUCAUGGAAAAUGUGCAUGACAAACUUCUCCUCUUUCAGAGCCAGACACUUUUGCACUUGAUAGCAGAGUCUUUCCCACGAAAAGGAAAGGGAGGAAAUUUCCGCUGCGCCAGGAAAGCGGAGGUACUUACAAUUCAUUGUUUCGAGUGUUUUUCUGAUUCAGAUUUUGCAUGAGAAGUUUCAUGCCUGGCGCAUAGGGAAUUAUCGAUGUUGUCAUGCAAGACGCGACUGCAGGCACAGAACAAAAGUACAUACGGAACAAUUUGGCAAUUAUCAGGUCCGUCCGCGAGAAGUCCCCGGAUGGAGACAACCUCCAACUUGACUCUUUCGAGCAGGACGACCUUGCUCCCUCGCCGGAUGUCGAGCGGGAGACGCGGAGAUUGCAGCUGAGCAAAUCGAGCAAUCAGGGCGGGAGUAAAUCUUCCAGUGACAAACAAGUUGAGGAACCCGAUGACCAGCCAGGAAGGAGUCAAGCAGCGCCAGGAGCUUCUGCGUCUUCUUCACAAAAUCUGCCACGACAGAAGUCCGCACAAUCCUGCCCCCAACCAUCUCCUCCCCGUCUAGAGGACCACCGGGGCGGUACUAUUUCAUCGCAGCAAGGAACGAGUAAAGGUAGUUCCUCGUCAAAUAAUAAUGCGGUAGGAGAACAAUCUCGAUCUCCUGGUGUAAUGAUUCCUGAAGCAUCUACUUCUUCCAACAACGAUCAAAAUCUCGAUACUUUCGACCACGACCACAACAAUUUCGACGACGACGGUGGUCAUGAUGUCGGUACUUGUUUUGAAGACGACCUCGGCGGAGCAUCAAAUGGACUCCAGAAUUCCGCCGGAUCGGCGUUCUCCUUCGGCGGACGGCCAGAUCAAUAUCAACUGCAAAGAUGUCUGGGUCUGGAAGGAUGCAGAGCUGUCAUGCUUGUCUGGCAUGACAGAAAAACUUGUGAUGCGUGUCCCAGAAGACGAAGAGACCCUUUUACUCGUCAUGCGAAGAUGCAGCUUGUCAUGCGGAAAGCGCAACACUAUAGCGGAGCACGUCUUUCUCAUGCUCUGCUGUGCAUUACAGUGCAUUGUCGGUCGUUCACAACCCAGCAUUACAAGUUUCCAGACCCAGACACAUUUGCACUGCAUAAUCAACCGGGCACGCCAAAUUUUGGUGGAACCAGCACCGGUUAUUUUCAACAGCAACAGUUUCAUCAAAACAUUUCUAAGCCUCCGAAACAGCACCGCAUCACCGGAAAUACAGACGCGCGACCGAAGUACGAUAUCAACGAUCCAAGAAGAAGCAAAAGAUCUUUCAUCCCGGUCUUGAACCACAGUAACAACAACCGCUUGAUCGUCCCCAACCUGCCCCCGAUGGUGACCGAAGGGCUACUCGAAGACGUGGAUGAGGACGACGAGGAUUUGUUGCUAGGAGGGGAGAACAAUUUUUCAUCCAAGUCGAAGAAUAAGAAACCGCGAAGGUCUGACUGGGAGAUUAUGCACGACCAGAUGGAACUCGGGAAGUCGAAGCAUGAUGUGUCGAAGCCGAAUUCUGCGCAUGCCAUCGCGAAGGAGAAACGGCUAUGAAUUGCAAAUAUGUCUGGGUCUGGAAGGAUGGAACUUGUGAUGCUGGAUUUGGAUUCUAAAGAGAUUUGUACUAUUGCAUGACCAGCAAGAGGAGUCCAGUUUGUGCUACUUAGGGAGGGCAUUUGUCAUGCGGAAUAGGCAUCAGGAAGCCUUCGAAAGAUGUCUGACGCUAGGCCAUGCAUCACAUGCGUCAUGGGUCAUGCAAAACAUGCAUGGCAAACCUUGCACUCUUCCAGGCUCAGACGUUUUUACAUUUGAUAACGGCGAAAAGAGCGGGAACUCGCCAUGCGCAACCGGUCGGCGCAGACCACCGUGCUCGUGCCUCAUUUAAAUCUGCAGCGCGACGUCAAAUUCAACCGGGAGGCGGUGACGGUCGAGGCGAUUCUGGACGCCGUGGCACAACUGAAGGAACACCAGGGAGGGAGUGGAGGAGAUCAUAUUAACCCAGAUGAUGUUGAACACGAUGAUGAAUAUAAUAACCUCACGGCAGAAUUUCUCGUGGAGGAGCACAAGCGGAAAAACUUGCAGGGGAGUCCCGCCUCGUAUGCAUUGCAAAUACUUUAGUCUGGGUCUGGAAAGUUGUGAUGCUAAUACAUUAAUAGCAAACUGACUCCAGUACGCGGUCCCGCAUGACAAAUUUAUGAGCAAUUCUGCAGCGUCUAAGAAAUGCACCUGUGCAUGACAAGAAGCAGAGCUAUUCCAUCACAUGCAUCACAGAGUUCAGGAGCAUGCCAGUUCAGCAUUACAAGUCCCGACCCAGACAUGUUUGCAAUGCAUACUUCGUCCCGCGGCUCCAUAUCUAGGUCGAACAGUCCGGAGAAGAACUUUCACGUUUUGGAGGAUAAAAACUUAUCCACGUCCGGCAAGAGAAAUUCGGCCAAGGGCAUCGUCCCGGAAAAAUUGAAAAAGCAGAAAGAAAUGGAGCGGCAACAAAGAGAAAUGGAACUGCAACUGCAGAAGAAAGCCGCGGCGGUUCUUGCGGCGCAACAAGCCGGAAUAGCUGGGAGUUCAUCUGCGGUUCUGGGUAGCAGAAUCCAAACUGGUGGAUCAUCAUCAUCGAGUGCGGUGCCGGGAAGGGGUGCAGGUAAGAGGAUGCUCGUGUAUUUGAUUUGCAGACACAUAGAGAGUACAACAGUUAGUGUUAGUUACAGUUAUCCCUCGUCUUCUUUUUCGCUCGACUUUGUCAUUCAUAUUGACGAAUUUUCACAACAACAUCGACCACCACCAAAUUCUCUACAAAUUAUCAGCCAUCAAAGCCUCGCCACCGACCGGUAAUUAUCCGCCAGAGACUUCCCCGCCCUCUUCCGCUCCGCCACCAGAAGCUUCACCCCAACACCUCCAUUCCUACUGGAAGGACCCGAAAGUGUCGGUGCGCGACAUCCACAUCACCCCGGCCGGCAGGGUGAAGAUUGACAAGAGGGCCGUGUUACCCCGGUUAUCCGAGAUCAAGGAGGGCAGCAAAGAGGUCAGCUCCAGUCCGGGCAGUGCUGGGUCGCAGUUGAGUCAGGACGAAUUGGAGAAGAUCAGGACAAAAAUGAAACAGAUGAAAAAGGGAAAACCAUCCGUUCUGGAGCAGGUUCUCGAGGGGGACGAGGAAGAUGAGGAAAGCAGCGCGGAGCAUUUCGAAGGACAAAAAACCCGUAAAAAAGCCGCUGAACAAGAUGUUGACGAAGAUUUCCCCAUGGAGGACAUGCUGGACGAGCAGCACUUCCCAGCGGAAAUUCUAUCAACUGUAAAAAUCCCUGGAUGUCUGGAAACUUGUGAUGCUGUGUGGCAUAUCAUGAGGAGGCCACAAUUGCUGGCUCAGCAUGACAAGUUUCUGAGCUUCUAGGUGUUGCCUAUUCUGCAUGACAAACUACGUUUCUGCAUGACAGAAAAGUGGGGCUCUUUGUUAAUGUGCAUGACAGAUUUAAGAGUCGUGCCAGACAAGCAUGACAAACUUGCAUUCUUCCAGACAUCCAGGGAUUUUUACAUUUGAUAAAUUCUAAAACCGGACGACGAUGAAGAAUCCGAGGACUCCGAGGACCGCAGACACCGGCUGGAGCUCGAAGAGACGCUGAACAGAAGAAAAAACAAAGGCGCACAGAAACAACUAAACCGCGCGCAAAAAGCAGCGGAAAAGCGGGCCAGUGAGGAGAGGAAAGCGGGAGCAGUAGCCGGGGCGGGAAAAAUAAACAUCAACGUGAGGAAAAAGGCGAUGAAGAAAGUCGUUUUGAAGAAUUUUUAUCAAAUGUCGAAGCAACAGCAGGGGAGAAUAGCCGCCAAUACGAGAAGGGACGCGAAAGAGCUCGGGCUGAACGUAUUAGAUUAAAUUAAAAUUUUUACAUUUGCGUUUCUUGUCGUCUGAAUGGUGAGGGUCACUCAUGCCUUGGGACGAUGAUGCAAAGUUGAAGAGCUGUGUUUUUUUUUCUCGAUAACAAGGCACGAUGUUGAUUGUCUCUAUCACACAUCACUGCAGGUCGGACACCAAAAAAUGGGACCUGUCGACGCGUACAAGAAGGCGCUGGAUAAAAGUAGGAUGCAAAGCAGCCCGAGUAGCAAGGCAAAUCCGAAGGCUGCUGGUGCUGCGCCAAAAGCAAAAGCAAAGGCCGCUGCUGCUUCUUCCUCUACAACUUCCAGUCUCUUUGGUCUGAAUCAACGGCAGUUUUACACCAAUUACAACAAAAAUAACAGUACGAACAAUAACACUUCAAGUAGAUCUCCGGGCAGUGCUGCAAGGCAAUUGGUCGCAGCACAGGACGUAUCAAAUGCAAAAAUGUCUGGGUCUAGACGGUUGGAACUUGUGAUGCUAAUUUUGGACUCUAAAGAAAUCUGUAUUGCAUGACCAGCAAGAGGAGUCUAGUUUGUGCUACGCGGAGAGGGCAUUUGUCAUGCGGAGUAGCAUCAGGCAGCCCUCUAAAAAUCCGUGAUGCUAGGUCGUGCAUUACAGACAUCCUAGGUCACACAAAAUAUGCAUCACAAACCCGGCAACAUUCCAGACCCAGACACUUUUGCAUUUGAUAGGACGAGGAUGUUGAGCCAGCUCCGGCGAAACGCGGUCGGGGGAGGCCACGGAAAGACGCACAACAGGAACCAGCUCUUGCAAAUGCUGCUGCUGUGCCUAAAGCAAAAGCUGGAACAACGACCUCCAAACGGGGUAGCGGGGGCAAUGAGAAUGACGAGGACGAUGAAAUAAAUGGAGCUUCAGGGAAGAAAAAUAAGUCCGGAAAAAAGAUCACCCCGGACAAGAAGAAGAAGCCGAAUUUGCCGGGAUUUCAGACCGACAAAAUUUUGGAAGAACUCCGAGCAGAGGAGACGCCGGAGAGCCCCGAAGAGGACACGCCGGAGGCUAUUCUGAGUAAAAACGUCCCCAUCCCACAGUAGUUGUCAUGCAGCGGUGCAAUGACAGGAACAUUUGUAAUGCGCAGCUCCAUGAGAGGCAUUUCCAAUCGUGUUUUGGAAUUUGUAGUGCUGUAAACAGGAUCAUAAAAUGGCUUUGUCAUGCGGCUUUCCUUGCCAACCAGCACUACACUGCAGAGGGAAUUUUGUCUUGCACAGCUCCCAAAACUUGGAGACUUGUGUUGCUAGAUCCCCAACUUGACUAUGGGGUGGGGAUGUUUUUGCUUAGGAUAGAGGCACAGCAGGCGUUCGCGCAAAUCAACGCCAUGCAGCGGAGGGCGGCGGAGGAGAGGAAAAAGCGGGAACUGGAGCAAGAGAAGUUAUUGAAGCAACAGGAAGUAGAGCAACGAAAACUGCAGCAACAGCAGCAGCAAAGACAACAGCAGCAACAAAGGCAGCAGCAACAGCAGAGACAGCAGCAGCAGCAGCCCGCUUCCUCUUCAGCUGCGUCUUCCUCUUCCGCCCCGAACAUUUUUCAAAAGGCGUUGAACCGUCAGGGAUCGAAAAACAUUUUCCUCAACCCCUCUUCCUCCGGAGCCUCGUUGCAGAACCUGGGCGCGGCAUUGGGUCUUGGCGGGGGAAGUGCCAGCCGGAACAAUAGCAAAAACACUUCAUUAUUUUCCGGGAAUAAUGCGUCGAGUAGCAGCUCCGCAAGUAAACCGAAUAUUAAAGGUGGUGGGGCUCCUGUGAAGACGCCGCCGCAGGGAGGAGGUGCAGGAGGAGCAGGGGCGAAUGAUAAUGGAAUUAAAAACAACAACGGCCGGAAGAUGAAUACCAAGGCGAACAAAAGCGUUAAUAUUUCUCCACCGCCCGCCGCGUCUCCGGAGACUUUUGACGGCCCGAGUCCGGUCAGCGCGACGAAAAGGACGUGAGAAGUUUUGCUGAAUGUCUUACUUUACAACCAGUUGAUAUCAUUUAUUACAACACGUUACGCACGAAAUACCUCAAAAAUACUAACUUUUUAUCCGUUACAGAUUUCCAAUCACAGUUUAUUCGUUACAGAAAUUUCCAAUCACAGAACAGAAAAUUUUCAUUACAGCAGAAGUGUCAGUUUACAGCAGAAACCUAAAGUAACAAAAAAAAACUGCAGAACAGCAGACGAAGUUACGACGAAUUUAAAAACGCUAUUUCCAAACCAAUUGAUGAGAACCACUUAGGCAAACACUGGGUAAAAAUCUUCAACACUUGAUUUCACCGUAAAAACUUUAACAACUAUAAUGCGCCGGCGCCACAGGGAACGUGAACGAUAGUCACUACCCUCGAGUGUAGCCGACAGUUGCGCCUAUUUUUUUUCAGCAGGAGUAGAUUCACGACAACCAAAGUAAGUAGGCAGAAUAUGAUCCAAGUUUAUGUCAGUGUCUUAAACGCGCCGGAACUCAAAGCGACGUAGUACUAGUAGUCGUUCAACAAUUAAUGAUUUCGGUUUGAGCAAAUGUGAAUUUACCGUCUCCGUCACCGUACGAAAGUCAAUCGCGCACACUAAUUUUUUUGGGAACGAACGACAAGUAUAAUUCACUCUGAGUCGAAGCCUUUGUGUAGACGUAAAGAUACCAAAGCAAAAGAAAAUCCUUGUACUAUAAUUCGUCCACCAGGCAGCACUGACAGCACCGG